Haliotis rufescens (red abalone) is the source of this 1906-nucleotide messenger RNA. Its product is annotated as DNA-directed RNA polymerase II subunit RPB3-like. Gene Ontology annotation, cellular component: RNA polymerase II, core complex. The record is from RefSeq and is a predicted model, not a curated record. The transcript has 8 exons. Lineage: Eukaryota; Metazoa; Mollusca; Gastropoda; Lepetellida; Haliotidae. Bases 94 to 918 code for a protein of 274 amino acids. Gene Ontology annotation, biological process: DNA-templated transcription. Gene Ontology annotation, molecular function: protein dimerization activity; DNA-directed RNA polymerase activity; DNA binding.
UGUUUAACUUCCGUGAAAUAAAGCCCGGCAUGAACUAAAACCGAAGGGAAAGCGCAGCUCAGACAGUGACAGAAUUACUUCUCUUUGAUAAACAUGCCGUACGCCAACCAGCCAACUGUUUCAAUCACACAACUCACAGAUGAAAACAUAAAGUUUAUUCUUGAGGACACUGAUUUAAGUGUUGCGAAUAGUUUACGAAGAGUGUGCAUUGCUGAGGUACCAACCAUAGCCAUUGACUGGGUCCAGAUGGAAGCCAACUCCACAGUUCUGUUUGAUGAGUUUAUUUCACAUCGACUUGGGCUGAUUCCACUCACUAGUGAUGAGGUGGUUGACAAGUUACAGUACUGCAGGGACUGUACCUGUGAGGAGUUCUGUCCAGAGUGUGCUGUGGAGUUUCAACUGGAGGUGAAAUGUCUAGAUGACCAGACACGCCAUGUCACCAGUGCAGACCUUCACUCCUCAAACAACAAAGUUGUUCCUGUGACGUCACGGCACAGAGAAGAGGCAAGUGAAUAUGAGGACACAGAUGACAUUCUGAUUGCCAAGCUACGCAAAGGGCAAGAGUUAAAGAUUCGAGCAUUCGCCAGGAAAGGUUUCGCCAAAGAACAUGCCAAAUGGAAUCCUACUGCAGGUGUAGCAUUUGAGUACGACCCUGACAAUACCAUGAGGCACACACUCUAUCCCAAACCGGAGGAAUGGCCUAAAAGUGAAUAUUCAGAAAUUGAUGAAGAUCAGACACAAGGUGCUUUUGAUGUGAAUGCAAGGCCUAACAAGUUCUACUUCAAUGUUGAAGUGUGUGGCUCCCUCAAGCCAGAAACUGUCAUAUUCUCUGCCCUUUCGAUCAUCAAGAAGAAGUUGAGCGACCUACAGACACAACUGAGUCAUGAGAUACAGAAUGAUGUCCUCACCAUCAGCUAGGGCUGUGGCAGACAUUUUGGCAACAUCAUCAUCAUUUUCAACCUGUUAUCAUCUGAAGAUCAUAUGAGAACUGUUGGUUUCAUUGUGAAAUAUAAAAUAUUCUGAUCAUCCGAAACAUGUGGUUUGGAUGUGUUAAUUUGUUUUGGCCUACGGGCGGCCAUUCCGUAAAAGAACCAUCAAUUGAAAUAGCAGUAAACAGUUUGCAAUAAUAGCCAAAAUGUUAUGAAUAAAGGUCUUUCAUUGAAACAAGUAUCAAUGAACAACCCCAACAUGACAUCAGGUAGCAAAGAAAAGACGCCUUAUGAUGUGACAUUCCUCAUAUUCCUGGACGAGGUCUAUGGACAAUUGUAUGUCUUCCCAAUGACAUUUAUCUUCGAGAUGUAUUUUGCAUUAUGCUGUGCAUCUUGAUAUUUCAGUCAAACAGGGGCACUGUUGACCAGUUGUCAUGCUCUUAGGUGCCCAAAUGUAUCCAAUACAAGGAUAAGCAGGCCGUUGUCUGGAGUAUGAUCCUUGUCAGCACCCAGCCCCUGCUUGUGUGUUUCAACGAAGUGAUAUUAUCUACGACCUUUGUCACUGUGUGUUGCUGCAACAUUAAGCUUACAUAACUGAAAUAAUCCACACUCAGUGCUCAAAACAGCAUGACAUGCUGCUCACAUUAUUGACCAUUGGUUGGCCCAGGUUGUCUUCAUGGCUGAGAUAUUGCUGACUGACAUUAAAGCUCAUUUUCUCACAAGGAUAUGUAAAUUAUGUUUUUAUGUCUUUUUAGACAUGUUAGAUGAUGUACAUGAACAAUAAGUUUCAUUGUAUACCCAUGAAGAAUUGUUGAUUUGUAAACCUUUGGUUUGUGAACAGAAUAAGGAUGUUAUUAAAAAUUGAACCAUUGAAUCAUAAAAAAAUAUUUUCAUCCUCAUAUUUUUAUGUAGAUGUUUUGGGACAUGUCUUGUAAAAUAAUUAUUUCCAUUUGUACAAUAAAGCUUUUUAUAAAGUA